Messenger RNA from Erigeron canadensis, 1407 nucleotides. RefSeq names its product histone-lysine N-methyltransferase ASHR2. Bases 68 to 1258 code for a protein of 396 amino acids. The record is from RefSeq and is a predicted model, not a curated record. Gene Ontology annotation, molecular function: protein binding. NCBI's taxonomy places the organism in Eukaryota, Viridiplantae, Streptophyta, Magnoliopsida, Asterales, Asteraceae. The transcript has a single exon.
ACUAAAAUUUGUUGAAGAAAAGAAAUAGAAACCCUUCCAAAACCCUAAUCCUGUCACUCACCGAGCAAUGGAAACACCGGCCGCCAUAAGCAUGAUUGAAAUCCCUGGAAGAGGAAGAUCAAUGGUGGCUCUCCGCCCCUUAAAAGCCGGCGAAGUCAUCCUCAAAGACUCACCAAUCAUCCUCUACUCCGCCCUUCCGUUUCACCCUACUAACCCCCAAAACAUUUACUGUUCAAAUUGCUUCAUAAAAAUCUCAAAUCACCCCCAAAAAAUUUCUUGCCCAACUUGCAGCAGCUCUCAAUUCUGCACCCCAAAUUGCCAAGCAGUUGCUUCAACCACUUCACACACUCCCUGGGUUUGCCAAAUGACAUCUUACCUCCAACCAUACUUCUCCGAAAACCGCCUUCCUUUUGAUACACAACUGCAAGCCCGGUAUCUUGUUUCGGCUUACAAUCUUGCAGUUGUUUCACCAACAAAGUUUCAGACACUGCUGUCUCUUGAUGGAUCAGGUGGAGGAGAGUCAGACCAGACUGUAAAUUUCCUGCAUUCGUUAAUCGGGUCGGUCUGCAAACCAAUGCCGGCCGAAAUUGGCUUCUGUUUGGAGUUGACAUGUGCUUUGUUGGCUAAAGAUAAGGUUAAUGCGUUCGGGUUAAUGGAACCGUUUGAUGAGGAGAGGGAAGAGAGGUCGGUUAGGGCGUAUGGGAUUUACCCUGUGGCUAGUUUUUUUAACCAUGAUUGUUUGCCUAAUGCUUGCAGGUUUGAUUACAUUGAUGUUUCUGAUGGAAUGAAUGUGGGUAAGAAUAGUGAGAUUAGUAUUAGGAUGAUUCAUGAUGUGGUGGAAGGGAGGGAGAUUUGUUUGAGUUAUUUUCCGGUGAAUUUGAAGUAUUCUGAGAGGCAAAAGAGGUUGAAAGAUGAGUACGGGUUUGCUUGUGAGUGUGAUCGGUGUAAAGUUGAGGCGAAUUGGUCUGAUAGUGAGGAUGACGGCGUGGAGAUGGACGACGGUGAUGAUGGCAAGGAUGAAGGGGAAGAAACGACUAUGGAUGAGGAUGUCGAUGAAGAAAUGGAAGGUCAAGAUGGCAGUGUUGUGUUGAAUGGGGAUGAGGGUGAGUUUCCUCACUCGUACUUCUUUUUGAAUUACAUGUGUGAUCGAAAGAAUUGCUGGGGGACGUUGGCUCCCCUGCCUCCAUCUGUUGCCACAAGUCAUUCUGUAAUGGAGUGUAAUGUUUGUGGCAAUUUUAGAAAACUUGAUCAGGUAUGAUCAAGCAGUACUAGAUACUUGACGUGGUUUAUUUAAGUUCAUCUGUGUCUUGGUGUGUUUGACCAGUCUGUAGUUGAUGAAUGGCCCUUUGUAUUUGGGAUUACAUGUUUUGAAUGCUUCCAAUAACUUAUAAUAAGUUUUAUUUAGUA